Molecule: messenger RNA, 513 nt
Organism: Geodia barretti
Lineage: Eukaryota; Metazoa; Porifera; Demospongiae; Tetractinellida; Geodiidae
Source: the annotation of a GenBank genome assembly
GUGACUAUAAUUGAACUCUAACCCUCGGGCUCGAAGUUGAGUUGUCAAGAAUGGCGUUUAGAAUGCUUUCAAGCAGCUUCCGACUGUUGUCCAGAGCCGGUGUCCGGCGAGCAUCCGGCGAGUCCACAUACAUGUCCUACGAGGCUAGCACUGGCAGUAGCGUUGGGCUCCAGAGAAUAAAGACUCUUCAGAAGACAUUUGCUGAGACGACUGGCCAUGAGCCAGACCUGUACCGUUUCCUGCCUCGAGAUGAAGCCAUCUACCGUGUCGCAAUGGGCAUGGCCAUAGUUGGUGGAGCCACUGCUCUGGUCUAUCUAAUUAGAAUGGCCAUUGGCAAUGUCCCUCCCAAGAGAGAGUAGCCGACUUCACUAACAUCUGCUGUCCCUAGUCAUGUCGAUGUAUUAUGCUGUGGCUAUAAUAUGUAGUAGUGUAUUCACAUGAUGUAUUAGUGUAUCUGUGAUUUGUCUUCAAUCAUACGCAUAAUAAUGAAGGAUUGAAUCUGGCGAAAAAGCA